Molecule: messenger RNA, 4675 nt
Organism: Numida meleagris (helmeted guineafowl)
Lineage: Eukaryota; Metazoa; Chordata; Aves; Galliformes; Numididae
Gene: ARHGEF26
Product: Rho guanine nucleotide exchange factor 26
Exons: 10
Coding region: 94-1914 (606 amino acids)
Biological process (GO): activation of GTPase activity
Molecular function (GO): guanyl-nucleotide exchange factor activity
Source: RefSeq, a predicted model, not a curated record
UCCUCCCCCUCCCCGUCCAGGCACGGGGUUGCGGCGCUCGGAGGGCCGAGCCGCGGGGCGGGACGCGGCGCUUCCGCCUCGAGGGAAGCGGCGAUGGACGCGGGCGGCGGGGCGGACCUCGGCGGUGGCGGCGCGGCGCUGGGGAAGAGGAGAGGCACGGCUCGGCCGCGCGGUAAGCCCCGGCCGCAGUCCUACCAGAGCCCCGGCGGGCUGCUCGUCACCGACUUCCCGGUGGAGGACAGGUGCGCCUUCACCCUCGCGCAGCCCGCGGCCACCGUCAGCGCCGCGCCCCGGGGGGGUUCCCCGCGGCUCCCCGCCCGCGUGGGCUCGGUGCCGGCCGGGAAGCUGCGUGCUACGCCGUGCCCCGAGCCGCCUGCCGGGCUGCUGGCGCUGCUCUCCAGCGCGUCCCUCGGCUUCGUCGCCAACGGGGCUUUCCCCGUGCCCGGCGGCCCGCCGCCCCGAGGGGCUCGCGGAGAAGCCGAGCAGAGGCCGGCAGGGCCCGACGGUGUCUCCCGGGCCGCGUCCCCGGAGCGAGGCGUCACCGCCCCGAGCCCGCUCCCCGAGCAGCCUGCCGUCACGCUGAGCACGCACAGCCCUGCGGCGCGCAAGGUGGGCACGCAGCAGAUCAUCCCUCGCAGCCUGGCGUCCGACAGCAAGGUGACCCACAAGAGUGGCGGGCACGUGGAUGCCGGCCGGAGGGUGCUGAAGGCGCGCAGCAUGGUGGAGAGCCCCGGCGUGCCGCUGGGCGCUGACGAGGAAGCCGAGGGCGAGCCGGACAGCCCGGGUGUGCUGCGGCGCGGCCUGCGCUCCACCUCCUACCGCCGGGCUGUGGUGAGCGGCAUCGACCUCGACGGCUCCGCCAACUUCAAGAAGAAAAACAGAAUGUCUCAGCCCAUACUGAAGGCCGUUGUUGAAGAUAAAGAGAAGUUUUCCAGCCUGGGGAGGACAAAGAAGAAAACGCUGAAAGGACAAGGGACAUUCGAUGGGGAAGAAAACGCUGUAUUAUAUCAGAACUAUAAAGAAAAAGCUCUGGACAUCGAUUCUGAUGAAGAGUCGGAGCCCCGAGAGCAGAAAUCGGAUGAAAAGAUUGUUUUUCCCUAUAAGCCCCUGAGAUCGACGUGGAGCCAGCUAUCAGUUGUGAAAAAGAAUGGAUUAUCAGAAACGAUCAGCCAGGAAGAAAGGAAGAGACAAGAGGCCAUAUUUGAAGUGAUAUCUUCUGAGCAUUCUUACUUGCUGAGCUUGGAGAUUCUCAUCCGGAUGUUUAAAAAUUCCCAAGAACUGAGCCUCACAAUGACCAAAACAGAGAGCCACCACCUUUUCUCCAAUAUUACAGAUGUUUAUGAAGCAAGUAAAAAGUUCUUCAAAGAACUUGAAGCGAGACACCAGAACAAUAUCUUCAUUGAUGAUAUUAGUGAUAUCGUGGAAAAGCAUACUUCGUCAACAUUCGAUCCUUAUGUAAAAUACUGCACUAAUGAAGUCUAUCAGCAGCGAACACUUCAGAAAUUGCUAGCUACAAAUGCAGCGUUUAAGGAGGCGUUGUCACGAAUUGAGUCCCAUGAAGACUGCAGGAAUUUACCGAUGAUCUCCUUCCUCAUUCUCCCUAUGCAGAGGGUUACUCGUCUUCCAUUAUUGAUGGAUACUAUUUGUCAGAAAACUCCUAAAGAUUCACCAAAAUACGAGAACUGCAAGCAAGCCCUGAAAGAAGUGAGCAAGUUGGUGCGUUUAUGCAAUGAAGGUGCUCGAAAAAUGGAGAGGACAGAAAUGAUGUACACAAUUAACUCCCAGCUGGAAUUCAAAAUCAAGAAAAUCAGAAAAAUGUAUGGCAUCUUCUCUAAUUUGUAUGAGAAGCAUUACAGUUCCCUGCUGCAAGUGGCAGCUAUGCCGUGGAACCUACAUCCCUCGUUCAUGGAUUGACUGAUUGGAGAAAAAGAAACAUUUCUGGGGGGAGGGACUGCAUGCUAAAGCAAUUGCAGUUCUCACUUGAGCACAGUGUCUGACAGCGUGUGAAUGAGUCCUGAUUUCCUUACAUGUGAGUUGACUCUGCCAUGAGCUAUAGACAGUUCUGAAACUUUGCUCAGAUUUCUAACUGCAGCUGAGGAAAAAAAAAACAUCUUUCUGUUAAGAGUGAGUUAGUAUAUGUUACAACAUAAAGGGUUUUUUAAUAUCUAUUUGAUAAAGUAUUACUUGCUCUCCAUAUCAGUUCAGCAGCUGAAAGGGUCACCCAUUUACCUACUGCAGCUGAAAUAAAACAAUACAUUGGUUGAGUUUCAGCACCCCAACAUUGCGUUUUCUGAGAGCGCCAGGUGCGGUUCAGCACCUGUUUCUGUCAGGGUGUGAGUUAAUGCUGCAGAGAAGGCACGUGAGCUGGCCUUGUGCUGUGCUGCUGCGCCACGUCUGUACCGACUGGUGCUGCUGGACAAAAGUUUCACCUACUGAGUACACCUAACUAACUGCUGCUAGACCUUGAAGGGAUCUCAACGCUGUCUGAACGUCCAGAGUACAGCUGCAUGAAAAUUGUAGUGGAAAUAAUUACAGUUACUGGGGUUUUAUUGUAGUUACAAAAUACUUCUCGAAGUACGCUGACUAUUCUCAUAUUCAUUGUUAAAGUACCAUUUCUGUAACUAAUGUCUGAUUCCACUACAGGAUGAGUGUAGUUUUGAGAGAAGGUUGGUUGGUUUGUUUUUGUCAUCAGAUGUGAAGUAGUGUGGGUUUAUGUUUUCAAGAGAUCAGUCUUGCUUUGAGUCAGUCCUGUCUCCAAAAGGUAUUUCUCAACUUGUCCAAAGUAUUUCCAUGUACAUACUAAAAACUGAGAAUAGUAUUUACUUAACGAUAAUAAAGGAAACAUCUCCGAAGUGACAUCACAGCAUUUGCUAACACUGGUGAAUAGUGGUCUCAGGUAUUUGGAUAGUCUAAAGUAGAGUUUUAAAUAGUUUAAAAACUUUGGGUGGUCGGCCUCCCACGUUCCUGACCUGCACAAGUACCUAGCAAUUUCUAAAUGUCCAUUACUUUUCUGUUGGAAGAGGACCAGGGUGCUGACCUAACCUUGCAGGAGCAAGAGGCCCUGUAUGAUCCUUGCACUGUGCGUGCUGGGACUGGCAACUCUCACUAAUUUCAUGAGAAUAAUAGCAGCUUCAUUUUCUUUUUCUGUAUUCUUAUGCAAGUGUUUUUUUUCCCUCUGUGCCUCUUAAAUACAACCGCUUAGUGGUUUAGGCUUUAUCUGUUUGAGCAGGUGCCAGCUGGAGUGCUUGCUGGAUUGUUUUGGCCAAGUUUCAAUACAUUUUAAGUUCUGAUGUCUUAUUUUAUACAAAAAGGAGAUGAUAUGCAUGUUGUACUCCUUUGGCAAUGAAGGGAAAAUUAACGUUAAAGUAAAAAGAUGCCUCUGGAAUACAGUCAACUAGGAAGAUCCGAUGAUUGCAUCUGGAAUAGAGAUUAGGGGGCUUGUUUAGUUCAUGCUCGCAGAAAUUUUUAAAAUAGCUUUCAUCUGAAAAACAGUUGUGAUGAGUCUGUUCUGUAACCAUUAUAAAUUAGGUAAACUAUUUCUGUUCUUUUCUCAUACAGUGUUUUGUAAUUCUUAUUUCCUUAGGUGUGACUGUCGAGCAUUACAUGGGAGUAUGAGAGAAGCUAUUAAAACCUAGGUCACUUUUGUACAUGGCUCCUCUGUAGGUUCUUUAUCUUUAAUGAAGGUUCAGAAGUGUUUUUUUCUUUUUUGCGUUUAGCACCAGGAAAGGAAUUUCCUGCAAACAGACAUUCGAGUCCAGGAACCAAACUCUUCUGUAAUUUGUGUUCAAGGACCAUAUAGUCCAGCCCUUGGAUUCUGUAGAGUCCCCAGGCAGAGGUGCUGUAACCUUUGAGGUGUGGCCUGAUGUUUCCCAUUCAUGUAUCGUCACAGGGAACUGCUACUACGUUUCAGGAAGUCUAAAUAAGUGAAGCUAUCUGUUUACAAAAAAGAGGAUUUUCAUAUCGCUUUAAGGUACUGAAGCUGCGGAGUUUUGAUUCAGCAUAAUACUUUUUAUUUAAAGAUAAGCGCUUUUAUAAAACUUCAGAAAUUACUUAGAUUACAGUGAUGGAAUUUGGGAGCUCUUCUGAGCUGUCACAUCAGGGAACUGAGUUAAAUUGGUCCUUUGUAACCUGUAUGGUUUAAUGAGGUGUCUUUAAUAAAAUGGCAGUCCUUGGUAAAGGUGAUCAAGUUGGAUUGAUAUUAGCCACAGAUGUGAGGUGAGCAACAGCUUCAGUUAAUAAACUUGAAAUUACAGUGAUUUCUAAUAACAUUGUCUUACUCUGAGUCGCGAGCAGAGACAGAGACGUGGAUAUAAAUGUACUUAGGAAGUAUGGGUUUAAAACAAAUUCUGCAUUUCUGAACUGGAAAACAUGGAAUCAUAGAAUUGCCGAGGUUGGAAAAGAUCUCUUAAGAUCAUCUAGUCCAGCCAUCCACAUACCACCGGUACUGCCCCCUACACCGCGUCCCUGAGGACCACAUCUGCCCUUCCCUGAAGCACCUCCGGGACGGCUGCUCCACCACUUCCUGGGCAGCCGGUGCCCGACUGCUCCUUCUGAGAAGGAAUUCUUGCUAAUAUCCAACCUGGAAAUGCAGAAAAUGUAUUUAGUAAACUGAUAAUGCAAAACUGGAAAUGUGCAAAAAAAAAAAGUAUAAGUCAAAUAGGAAUUUGUGAGCUUA